UAUUGUCGUUUCGGGGUCGAUGGGUGUCGUUAAACGUUUAAAAAAUAAUAAUUCAGAUCAUUCGUUUCUAUAACACAGUGAGAGACAGUUCACUUUUUAUUUAGAUCUCUUUGGUGUUAAAAAAAUGAUACAAUUUUACUUGUUGGGUGUUACAGUUGUUUUGAGUGGUGUUAAUGGUUUUGUAAGUAAUAAGACAGUGGAAGGUUACCCCCAUGGAUUUAUCCCUGAUUGUCCCGGAUCGAUGAAACCAGCUAUAAUAUCAAAACAGAACCUUAAAUUCAUUGAAAUAUAUAUAUCCGGAGUAAAAGUUCCUAUCGGCAAAAGGAACAAAUACACAUACGAUACAAUGGCUGACAUGGCGAACGACCCCACAAUGGAUUACAGUAAACGAACCCUCUUUUACGUGGGGGGUUACAUGGACACUAUAAACUACCCUCUAGGGAAGACAAUAGAGAUAUAUUAUAAGAAAAGAGGUUAUAACGUAUGGAUUCUGGACUCUUUACGAUUCAUGGUGUUGGAAUAUCCUGUGGCCGUGAGAUUCAUGCGAACCCUUGCAAGACAUGUUGCUGAAAUGAUAGUGGCAGUAACUCAAGCCAAUGUUGGAUUUGACCCAAAGAAAUUUGACCUAACUGGCUUCAGUCUCGGAGCCCAAACUAUGAGCUACAUCGCCAAAUUCUACAGAGAUAUGACUGGCGUCAAAUUCAGUCGAGUCACAGCUUUGGACCCUUCAGGACUCUGCUUCAGAAAUAGAGGACCUGAUGAGAGGGUAGAUAUAGAAGAUGCUGAUCGCGUCGAUACUAUCAUGACUAAUAUUGAUAAUUGGGGAUCACCAGCUCCUGUAGGACAUGUUAAUUUUUAUAUCAACGGCGGCGAGAAGCAACCAGGACAAGUACAGUGGACUAAAUGCGAUGUCGGUUGCUGUCAUUUCAGAGCAUAUUUCUUAAAUAUAGCAGCGUUGGAAAAUGAUGAUAAAUUCAUUGGUGUUAAAUGCAAUAGCGUGCAAGAAGCAAGAGAGAACAGAUGCUAUGACAACCAACCAUUGGAAACUAAUGUUAUUGGAUUUAAUACAAAUUUUAGUAAACCUGGCAUUUACUAUGUGCCGACAACUAAUAUGUUUCCGUAUUAUCUUGGCAAAAAAGGAUUGAAGAAAGGAAAUGAUGCUUUCUCUGUAUUUUUAAGAGAAGCGAAUAAAGAUGAUGUUUUAUACUUAUAAUAAUUAUAAAUAAUAGAGAACUGA
Messenger RNA from Amyelois transitella, 1237 nucleotides. RefSeq names its product lipase member H-A. The transcript is spliced from 3 exons. Bases 125 to 1213 code for a protein of 362 amino acids. NCBI's taxonomy places the organism in Eukaryota, Metazoa, Arthropoda, Insecta, Lepidoptera, Pyralidae. The record is from RefSeq and is a predicted model, not a curated record. Gene Ontology annotation, molecular function: lipase activity.